Molecule: messenger RNA, 1127 nt
Organism: Plectropomus leopardus (leopard coralgrouper)
Lineage: Eukaryota; Metazoa; Chordata; Actinopteri; Perciformes; Serranidae
Source: RefSeq, a predicted model, not a curated record
UCUCCUUUCAUUGGUUCUUCCAGAGACGCACACUAUAAAAUCCCUCCCAUGGACCCGGCUAAACUGGAGUACUUCAGGACAGUGAAGGAAAUCACAGGGUUCCUGCUGAUCCAGUCCUGGCCGGAGAAUCUGACCUCCCUGUCGGUGUUUGAGAACCUGGAGAUCAUCAGAGGACGAACGACACACAAUCAGCACAGUUUGGUGGUGGUGAGGGCGGAGCACCUGCGCUGGCUGGGUCUGCGCUCUCUGAGGGAGGUGAGCGCCGGCCGGGUCACAGUGAAGGGCAACUCUCAGCUGUGCUACACGCGGCCUGACCAGUGGACCCGCCUCUUCAGAUCCAGCGACCAGACCGCCUCCAUGCGCGACAACGCCGCCCCCGAAGUCUGCGAGCACCAGAAUCGAACCUGUGACCUGGAGUGUACGGACGACGGCUGCUGGGGUCCAGGUCCCACCAUGUGUGUCUCCUGUCGCCAUUUCAGCCGCAGGGGGCGCUGCGUGGCGCUCUGUAACCUGCUGCAGGGCGAGCCCAGAGAGGUGGAGGUGAACAGCAGCUGCGUCGAGUGUCACCCGGAGUGUCGGCUGCAGAGCGGGACCCCGACCUGCCGAGGCCCGGGUCCGGACCAGUGCUCCCAGUGCGCCCACUUCAAAGACGGCCCCCACUGCGUGCCGCGCUGCCCCCACGGCGUGCUGGGAGACGGAGACACGCUGAUCUGGAAAUACCCCGACAGCACAGGCCAGUGCCAGCCCUGCCACCAGAACUGCACCCAGGGGUGUUCAGGUCCUGGACUUUCUGGAUGCAACGGCGUUGCCACGCACUCCACGCUGGCGGUGGGCGUGGUCGGAGGGCUCCUGGUCGCCGUCAUCGUGUCAUUAGUCGUGUUUGUGUUGCUGCGGCGACGGAGAAUCAGGAGGAAGAGGACGCUGCGCCGCCUGCUGCAGGAGAGAGAGGUGGGAGACGCUCCUGUUCAUUUCAUUAACGAUAAAACUUCACUCAGCGACUCCAUUUCCCAUGAUGACGACGAGAAACUGGGAAAAAAUAAUAAUAAAGAAAUAAUAAUAAAUAACGAGGGCUUUUGAAUUCAGGACUUUGAAACGUGUGCAAAGUGGCCUGAUUUCUUUCAAAAACA